AUGUGGGAUGAUCCUGAUACGCCGGCCUUCCAUUACGGGUCACACUACUCCACAGGCGGCUAUGUGCUGACCUGGCUCAUCCGUAUCGAGCCCUUCUCGACGCUAUUUUUAGAUUUGCAGGGCGGCAAGUUCGAUCAUCCCGAGCGCAUGUUUUCCUGUGUGCAGAGAGCGUGGAACAACUGUCUCACCAGCACAACAGACGUGCGAGAGCUCAUCCCCGAGAUGUUCUAUCUACCUGAGUUAUUAAUAAACAGCAACAACUACGACCUGGGUACCAUGGAGGAUGGACGGCCCCUGCGCGAUGUGGAACUGCCCCCAUGGGCCAAUGGGGAUCCCUACACGUUCAUGCGUAUUCAUCGGGAAGCCCUAGAGUCAGACUAUGUGUCUGCCAACCUGCACCUGUGGAUCGACCUAGUGUUCGGGUACAAGCAACUGGGUGACGAGGCCGUCAAGGCACACAACGUCUUCUACCCGCUGACAUACGAGGGUGCUGUGGACGUGACCACCAUCGCCGACCCGGUGGAGCGCAUGAGCGUGGAAGCUCAGAUUGUCAGCUUCGGACAGACCCCGUCCCAAUUACUUUCGGACCCUCACCCGCCUCGCAACAAUGUGUUACCGGGUGACAGUUCGGUACCCAGAUCUGCCGCCACGAUCACGCGGACCGGGAGUAAGGCCGGUGCUGGUAAUGAGAGCAGCGGAGAUAAAAAUAGAACGCCGAAUCCCGCGGGUCCUCGGCGGCAGAGGACAAAGAGUGAGAGCGCCGUCGCGGUUGCUGAAGACAUAAGCAACAACAACAACACCAACAACAACAAAAAUCAAGAGCACGGAGACCAGACCGUGUCUAUAAAUAGCAACCAAUCAGAAUCGGGGGGAAAUCGACCCCGGGAUCUGCACCAUUCCCUAAGCAGCAGUUCAAUUAGUAAUUCAAACCCCAAGAAGAACAAGAAGAGGACCAAGACGUGGAACCACAAGCGCCUGGCCCAUCUCACAACCGCGCCCGUUGCCAUGGAGAUGGUCUUGCGUAUAGGCAACUCGCCUAUCAUGUGCCUGCAUUCGAAAUCUGCAACGCUAACCACCGGGUCCUCCGUCCAUAUCAGUGGCAGUGCUGCGACGGCAGCUAAUUCAGGUGGUGCAGCCGAGAACAUAUCUGAGACUGGACAACCCAGCAGCAGCACAGACAUCAUCGUUAGCAUCACCAACAGCAUGUGUUACAGCAUACACACUCUCCUCACAACCACCACCACCGCAUCACACGCAUCACACGACCGAGACGAGUCGUACAGGGAUCCGGACAAGGGGACAAACAAGGACAUACACAAAGACACCAAGGUCUCCCAUCGUACCCCGCCCCCGGUGCACAAGAAUAUGACGGACCAGGCUCCGGGGAGCCCAGUAUCAUCUACCGGCAAACAGCUCGGUAAUAGUCCACUAUCUGGCACACGCGGGACACCCAACCGGACUAAGAGCCAGCGAUACGAGGGUGGCAGCAGUGUCGGGAUAGGUAAACCCACAUUGCACAAGCAACAGUCCAAUCAAAGCAACCCGCCCUCGUCACCUGUGAGUGGGCGUAAGUUCAAGCGGGUCAUGUCUGUUGACGGAGUGGGUGUGGGUGGGGAGCACAGUUCGAGCUUCCGCGGCACUGUGGGUCUAGGUAAGAGCACACCACGGUAUAUGGGGUAUAAGCCUACCUUUACGCUGGACCCGGCCCUGGCGCAGGCGGACUAUGCUGCCCAAAGAAGAGUAGGGGCCAAUAUCCGAAUGCGCGCGCACCAGUCGUUGUCCAGGCAGUGCUUCGCUGUGAUCGGUGAUCGUCGGUACAUCCAGAGCAAACAGACGGCUGCAGUGCUGUGGACCUGUGGGUCGUGGGACGGGUCAUUCCAGUGCUACUCCCUGAACUAUCUAGGUGGCGCUCGGUUGCUCCAGAAUGUCCGUGUGCACACCGAUGGUGUCACGUGCUUGACACUGUCGGAUAACCACGAGAUACUCCUGACGGGGUCCAAAGACACGACGGUGAUGGUGUGGAAGCUAGUGCCCGGGACGAGCAAAAUACAUCGCCAGCCCCAGGCCGUCAUCUACGAGCACUCUGAGCCCAUCCGAUGUCUUGCGGUUGACAAAAACCAUGACUUGGUGGCUAGUGGGUCGGACAAGAUAUUCCUGCACACGUGUGUGGGAGAUUUGAUCCGUGUGUUGGAGCAUCCGACGUGCGACAAGGUGGUCAUGCUUAGAAUCACCCCCGACUGUCGUGUGAUUGCGUAUUACGAAGACCAUGGAGGGACUAUUGCGGUCUACACAAUCAACG
This is a messenger RNA of Sphaeroforma arctica JP610, 2299 nucleotides long. RefSeq lists its product as hypothetical. Gene Ontology annotation, molecular function: protein binding. NCBI's taxonomy places the organism in Eukaryota, Ichthyosporea, Ichthyophonida. The annotation marks the transcript as partial. The transcript is spliced from 9 exons. The record is from RefSeq and is a predicted model, not a curated record.